Molecule: messenger RNA, 306 nt
Organism: Heterobilharzia americana
Lineage: Eukaryota; Metazoa; Platyhelminthes; Trematoda; Strigeidida; Schistosomatidae
Source: the annotation of a GenBank genome assembly
AUGUUAGUAAGUACUAAGCAUUUGUUAAACGAUAACCAUUCAUUUAAAUUGCUUGAUACAUUUUUUGUUCAGAUGACAGAACUUUCUGAUGGUUUUGCUAGUUUGAAAGAGUUAGAAGAUAUAUUCAAGGAUCGUUAUACCGAUAAAGAUAUUGAAUACCAGAACUACUUAGCACAGGCUAAUAUACCACCUCCUGUUAUACCUAAUUGGGACAAGCUGACCAGAAAUGGAAGUAAUAGCCGGGCUGGAUGGAAUGAUGGUGGAAGGUAUCGGAGGUCUAAUUAUCGACGUAAUAGUUUGGAUUAA